This is a messenger RNA of Bombina bombina (fire-bellied toad), 2577 nucleotides long. Its product is annotated as serine/threonine-protein phosphatase alpha-2 isoform. Gene Ontology annotation, molecular function: protein serine/threonine phosphatase activity. The transcript is spliced from 7 exons. Gene Ontology annotation, biological process: circadian regulation of gene expression; regulation of circadian rhythm. The coding region runs from base 150 to 1136 and encodes 328 amino acids. The record is from RefSeq and is a predicted model, not a curated record. Gene Ontology annotation, cellular component: nucleus; cytoplasm. NCBI's taxonomy places the organism in Eukaryota, Metazoa, Chordata, Amphibia, Anura, Bombinatoridae.
AGGGCUGGGUCUCGCGCGAUUACGUCAUUUGCCGAGGCAACUGAGCGAGGCCCGGGACCGGUGCACACGUGACCUCCCUAUAUUCCCGACAGUCUGUGCGUCCGCUCCCAUCCCUGUGUCCUGCUUCUUCUGAGUACCAACCUCGACAGAUGGGUGACGGCGAGAAACUUAACAUCGACUCUAUCAUCCAGCGGCUGCUGGAGGUUAAAGGAUGUCGUCCUGGAAAGAAUGUUCAGCUGUCAGAGAAUGAGAUUCGUGGCCUGUGCUUAAAAUCCAGGGAAAUUUUUCUGAGUCAGCCCAUCCUUCUGGAGCUUGAGGCCCCACUGAAGAUUUGCGGUGAUGUCCAUGGUCAAUAUUACGACCUCCUUAGAUUGUUUGAGUACGGUGGGUUUCCUCCAGAGAGUAACUACUUGUUUCUGGGGGAUUAUGUGGACCGUGGAAAGCAGUCACUGGAGACCAUCUGUUUGCUGCUCGCCUACAAAAUAAAGUAUCCAGAGAACUUCUUUCUAUUGCGUGGUAACCAUGAGUGCGCCAGCAUCAAUCGCAUCUACGGAUUUUAUGACGAAUGUAAGCGGAGGUACAACAUCAAACUCUGGAAGACCUUCACAGAUUGCUUUAACUGUUUACCAGUUGCUGCUAUAGUGGAUGAGAAAAUCUUCUGCUGUCACGGAGGGCUUUCACCUGACCUGCAAUCCAUGGAGCAGGUGCGACGAAUCCUCCGUCCCACUGAUGUCCCAGACCAAGGUCUUUUAUGUGAUCUUCUGUGGUCCGAUCCAGACAAAGACGUCCUUGGUUGGGGGGAGAAUGACCGUGGUGUUUCAUUCACCUUUGGCGCUGAUGUGGUUACAAAAUUCCUUCACAAGCACGAUCUUGACCUUAUCUGCCGGGCGCAUCAGGUGGUAGAAGAUGGUUAUGAGUUCUUUGCAAAGAGACAACUUGUAACUUUGUUCUCUGCUCCCAAUUACUGCGGCGAGUUUGAUAAUGCUGGCUCCAUGAUGAGCGUAGACGAGUCUCUGAUGUGUUCCUUCCAGAUCCUGAAGCCGGCUGACAAAAAGCUUUUUGCAUAUGGAGGUGUCAACCAAUCACGGCCUGUUACCCCACCUAGAAACUCUGCCAAGAACAAGCAGAAGAAAUGACCUUUAGCUACCCCUCACAGCUCCUCCCCCACCCCCUGACCUCUCACACACUGACCUCCCACCUUGUCCCCUCUGGAAUAUCUGCCUCCUGUUUCAUCCAAGAAAUAGGUUGGUAGGUGUAGAAGGGCUGGAAUACUUUAAUGUUACCUCGCACUGACGCAGGAGGUUUGAGGGGUGGGUAGAGGGCACCUGUGAAUGGGACCCCACUUUUCUGCCUUAAUCCUUUUGUUGUGGCCAGCGAGAAGCAUUACCAUGGGCACGUGGACGGAGAAACAUUUCCUUACAGUGGUGCCUUAAUGCAGCAUGAUAACUGUAAAACAAAUUGAAUCUCAGGGUUAUACAUUACAGCUUGUGUGAAUUCCUGGAUUGUAGCAAAAAUCAACUUCUUUGUAGCUCCUCCAAGUGUCACCCCUCCCCCUGUAUUUGCACGCAUGUUCCUUUCAUCUGCUCUGAAUUGCGGGAGGCUUUUUUAGAUUUGGCUGGAGCUUGUCUUUAAGCCUGUGGCUGUGUGUGAAGGUCUCACUUUUUUUUUUUCUUCAUGUGACAAAGGAAGUCCAGAGUGCAUGGUCUGUCUGGUUUUAUUUUUUUAUUUUUUUUUCUCCCCCACAGUCCUUUUCAAAAAGGAUGUAACAUGUACACAAGGUGCGUUUUAAGCACGCAAGUUAAUUAGUUGAGUCAGUUUUCAAUUACAUAAGGCAUUAUAUAAAGUCCUCUGCAUAUUUCAGAUUAUGGUUACAUUUCUGUUAUACUGUACAUUAUAGUUGCUGCUGUGGUUUUGAUCCUCCACUACUGUCUAUUAAUGUAACUUAAUUUUGUCUUGGGGCAUAGUUCGGUUACCAUAAAUCUUGUAUAUUUGUGCCGUUUUCAAAAGCCCUCUGAAUCAGGGACGCUGGUUUUGCAUAAACUGUUGAUAGCCUAAUAAAUGGGACAAAAGCUGUCCAUAUCACACUGUUUUAAUACCCCUUAUUGCUGAGGGACCAAUAGGACUGCAGUUAUGGCAGAGAAGGGGGACCCUGUGCACGAUGUAGGAGAGCUUGGUAAUGGUUUUACUCCACUUGCCCUCAAGAAUGGGAUGUUUGGCCAGAUGAGAACUUGAAGGGGGAUCCGAUUAUGGCUGGGGGAGAGGGAUUCUUUAAUGUGUUUAAUUGUGAGCUGUGGCUUUUUAAUGAAAUUCUUUUUAUCAAGACUGAAUUGAAAUGAAUGUAGACAAAUAACUUGACUCUUUUUGGUUUGUUUUUGUAUUUUAUGGGCAGCAGCGGGGAUGGAUCUGAAAGGUAUUUUUAUUUAAAAAUGUGGUGCGACUUGGAUCAAUGAUUCGUUCACUUGGUUUUUAAACUUUGUUGUGUUCAAAAGAAAAAAGGAAAAUCUUGUAUCCUACAUGAAUGCAGCAUUGAUCAUCACUUUUUUUUUUUAUUAUAAUAAAGACUAUCCCAACAGUUUA